CUGAUCAAAAUGUUAAUAUUUCCUUGUUUACGGCCCAGCAGAGUAUAAAUACAGAAAAUUGAUGAGUUAACAUUUUUCGAGUUCACCAGUCUUCUUCAGCAGCCACCAGGGACCAGUGCUGCUCCAGGAUUCCACCCCACUGACAGGCCAGUCCUGCCCCUUUGACUUUCGGUCUACUUCAGCUGUGCCGACAUCACUACAUCAUGUGUACCAGGGCAACCAACAAAGUACUCCAUGGAGUUCUGAAACAAUUGAAGUCCCAGAGCAAUGUCACGUUCGCACGAAGCGUCUAUUACUUGAACAGACCAAACUUACAGCCAAUCAGGACACAGCUAGCCACAUUUGAAGGAGGCUCAGUGGAGCUGGAAAUGGACAACAGCUCCGGGAUUGCAGUGCUGACCCUCAGCAACCCUCGCAGGCUCAACUCCAUGACAGGAAAGAUGAUGGUGGAUAUGGCAGACUGUGUUGGUGAACUGGAGCUGUGGAAGGAAGGAAAAGGACUCAUCAUGUGUGGUGAGGGCGGCAACUUGUGCAGUGGUGGGGACCUCACCUUUGUCCGGAAGGCCUUGCACUAUGGAGAGGAGAUGGCUGCCUACCAACACGACACCCUCACCAGACUCUUGAACCUGCCUCUCAUCAGCGUGGCCCUUGUCCAAGGCCAUACCCUGGGAGGCGGCGCAGAACUGUCAACGGCUUGCGACUAUCGCGUCAUGUCUCCAAGUGCCAAGAUCGGAUUUGUGCAAAUCAAGAUGGGCCUCACGACAGCUUGGGGAGCCGCCACCAGACUCACUCGUCUAUUGGGAAGACGGAAGGCCAUUGACCUGUUGUGCUCCGCCAGAAUCUUGUUGCCUAGCGCCGCCUUUCACGAAGGUCUGGUCGAUUACGUCAUUCCAAGAAUCUGCGACGAUGAGCUCCAGGAGACGAAGAACUGGCUGAUGAGAAACUUCUGUAACUACGAUACCAGCAUUAUGCGCGCUAUCAAGUCACUGGUAGUCAACGCGGAUCUCAGUAUGGACAUGUCGGUGGCACUCGAUAACGAAAGGAAGCUGUUUGCUCAAACUUGGGGCGGCCCUGUUCAGCGAAAAGCUCUUGAUGCAAACAUCAAACAUAAAUAAAAGCCCAAUUUUGCUGUCAAGAAACCAAACCCUCUUGCAUAAUAAGCCUUCUUGGACAUUCCUAUGCGUAUUAUUGCAGCUUAAUUCUGCUUUUAAUUAUUAAUAAACAUGUUGCAGAAUUUUGGAAGCAAAAGUAUUGUAUUUUUCAACAUUUCCUCAGUACAGGUGUUAAAGAAGUUGAAGUCAAGCGACUCUUUUGUCGCUACAUAUGAUAUAAUACAUGCAUAAAUUUGUAUUAUCUUCGGCCUGCUCUCUUUGAGAUUCGCAUUAUCAUGACGCUGUCAGUGAGGAGAUAAAAUGAGGCAUUUACGGAAGAAUCAAGACCAACGAUUUCAAACCCUUUUUCAAAUUGCUGCACGGACGAUGUCAAAUAUGUCAGGAAACGCAAGGGCCCCUUUAUUCAGACUGAAAAAUAUCGAAAAUCUGAAUACCACCCCCCACCCCACAAAAAAAUGAAAAGAAAAAAAAAUGCUGUCAGUCCUCAUCACACUUCCCACCUUGGUACACCCGCUAAUCGAUGUGUGACGUCACAGUGGAUGGGAAAGUGCCAGUAAUGGGAAAAACAAAACAAUUCAGAAAGCCUAAAACUAUUCAGAAAACUGUCUCUAUCAUGAACAUGCAUUACAUUUCUCAUUAGGAAAAAUACAAUGUACUUUCUAUGCAUGGACUCAUUUCAUAUUAAAGGAAGAACGCUUGUGCAUGUCUGAGUUUUGUUACGUAGAACUGACCCCCCCCCCCAAAAAAAAAAAA
Messenger RNA from Aplysia californica (California sea hare), 1865 nucleotides. RefSeq names its product ethylmalonyl-CoA decarboxylase. The record is from RefSeq and is a predicted model, not a curated record. Gene Ontology annotation, molecular function: enoyl-CoA hydratase activity. Lineage: Eukaryota; Metazoa; Mollusca; Gastropoda; Aplysiida; Aplysiidae. Gene Ontology annotation, biological process: fatty acid beta-oxidation. The transcript has 4 exons. Gene Ontology annotation, cellular component: cytosol. The coding region runs from base 204 to 1115 and encodes 303 amino acids.